Molecule: messenger RNA, 4366 nt
Organism: Carassius auratus (goldfish)
Lineage: Eukaryota; Metazoa; Chordata; Actinopteri; Cypriniformes; Cyprinidae
Exons: 14
Coding region: 360-2732 (790 amino acids)
Molecular function (GO): DNA binding; zinc ion binding
Source: RefSeq, a predicted model, not a curated record
AUCGACUUCCUACGAUGCUCGUGUCAGCACAUGCGCAGUAGAUCGCCGAAAGUAUCGCUGAUCGGAGAGAACGAGGCGCAGAUGAACGAGCCGAUCGACUGCGCGAGACUCGAUGAGGUAUGAUUCAUAACCAGUAAAGACAUGGAUGAAAUAUUGGAUUUUUGACAUUUCAUGCAACCCAAGCUCUUCAGAGCUUUGAGAUUACUUCUAAUUUAUAUGGACUACAAAGUCAUUUUUCCUAUUUAAAAAUGUGAGCUGGCGUUUCAACAUCCAAAUUCUUCCUGGCAUGGCUUAAAAGCAUUGGUCUCACAAAUCUACUAGUAAUACAGAGGCCUCCAGGGCAGAGAACGGGAUCAGAUAUGACUGAUGAGCUGAAUGGGGCCUUGGCUGAACCGCAGAUGACGAAACCGGAAGAGACUCCUCCAAUUGGAGCAGAUGUUGUUACUGACGAUGUGGUCAAUGCAGUGGGGAACAGUGUUCCUGGAAAGGUGAUGUCUGAAUCACCACCUGAUUGGUUGAAGCCAAUGGAAGAGGAUGAAGAUGACGGUGGUGACGGUGUCAAGAGCAGUGAAUGGAUCAUCAUGAAGACCAAUGAUGACGUUCCAAAAGUAAAACGAGGCAGAGGUCGGCCCCGGAAAGGAUCGCACCCAGUUUGCCCUAAAACUGAGCGGAUUGUUCCUCCUUUACUGGGAAGAACACGUUCUAGUAAUGCAUCAGGAACUGCCAUUCCCGUCCCAGAUCCAGCGCACACACCUGAGGCUUUACCCAGAAAUCUGCAGAGCAUCAAUCACAACCCGAUAUCAACAUCUGAAAAACCCAGACUCAUCCCCAUCUCACCUGCAGGGGGCAGCAGCCUCUCCACAACCCCCAACACCGAAUUUCACAGCCCUCCACGCCUCACGAGGGUCACGCCGCUCAGUUUCGACACAUCCGUGACACAGAAUUUCGUUCACACUCCAGCUGUAAAAUUGGGUAAUGUUUCCAGACAGAGUGUUUCCUUUACUGAACCUGCGAGAGAUGGCACUGAACUUCCCCUUCAGCUCUGGCUUUGUCCUCCUAUGGAGCCCAUUAGCCCUACAAAAACUCAGGAUAUGUUCUCAGAUCAGAUUGUAAGUUCAGCAAAUUUUCCGGGGACUACGCUUAAUGGAUCAGUGACCCUAAAAGAAAGUCUUCCUCUGCUCAGUGAAUGUGAAAGCUGUGGCUGCGCUUUUCCUGCUCAGAAGAUCGGAGACGUAAUGUGCUACGGAUGUAGGCCUAAAUCAGACAAGAAGCAGUCUCCUCCAAAUAUUGUGUUUAGGAAGGUGGGGCAGGAUCAGUGGGAGGUUGGGAAAACAACAAAAAAAACAAAAAAACAUCCAAGAAAACAAGUUCUGAAACAACGUCCCGAACACAAGAAAACUGUCAAAAUGGAUUUUGUCCCUGAUGGUGAUGAUGAUGAUGAUGACGAUGAUGAUGAUGAUGAGGUUGUGAAGAAGCGCAGUCGCAGGAUGUGUCAGCAGUGUGAUGCGUGCCUUCGCGAAGACGACUGUGGCACAUGUGACUUCUGCGUGGACAAGCCCAAGUUUGGUGGCAGCAACAAGAAAAAGCAGAAAUGCCGCUUACGCCAGUGCAAGCUUCAGUCAAGGCUUCAUGGUCAAAAAGGAAAUAUCGUGGAGGGAAAGCGAAAUCCAUCCCUUCCACGGAGAAGGAGAGAUGAGAAGCCCAAGCUCAAGAGGCGCGGGAGACCGUCGAAAAAACAGAAACCUAGAAGCAACCCCUGGGAGGAUGAUGACGAAGUGUAUUAUAAGGACGAGGAUGACAAAGAAGACUUGAGGCGUUAUAAGAUGAAUGGCAGGAGGAAAGGAGGAAAGAGGAAAUGGAAGUACAGUUUUAAGGAAGAAGAGGAAGACGUCUUCAUUGAGGCCGUGAUUGAGGAAGACGGAGCGUCCAACACAGAGGAGAAUCCUGAUAUUUUGGCCAAUCAGAGGUCAGCGAUGGUGUCUAAUGAGAUGCACUCAAACACGUCUGGACUCAGUGCUCAGGGAUUAUACUACAACAUGUCAGGCGUGCCGGCGGCUCCUUACGUGCUCGGAUCAGUACCUCUGUGUAACAGCAAUCCAGCGCCAAUGGGUCAGGUGACCAGCUCUCUGCCGAUGGCGGACGAUGGGACUCAGAACGGGUUUCUUCAGAUCGAGAUGGUGAGAGUGGGAUCACCACCGUCACAUUACACAGAAGCAGCUCAGGACACAGAACAACACGUGUCAGAACCACUACAGGAGCCCACGCCGGUGAUCACUCACAUCUUCAGUCUGGUGGGAGGAGAGAACGACCGAGACCAAGGCCUGAUGGAGCUGUUCACUUCCCUAGGCCAGACCGUGCUGCCCGCUCACUGGGUGGGCGUCAUGUCCAAAGGCCCCAUCCUCCAGCUCCUGCAGUGCUCCAAAAUCUCCAGCAUGGCUGACACGGUGGUCCAGAUCGAGAAGGGCUACUUCUACCAGGUCAGUGUCCAGAACCAGCCUCUCCUGCUCAUGCACGCCGUCUACUCACGCCACCCCACCUGCCUCGAAUCGGUCGAUGAAGUGGUGUCGCUCUUGCUGGAUUUGGAAGGGCUGGGUGUGUGUCAGGGCUACCAGAACUUCCACAUGGGCUCACCGCGGGAGCCUAGAAUGAGCGUGAGAGCGGCUCUGUGCGAUUUACUCAUUCCCAAGGACGAGGAACAGUGUCCAAAAUGCACACAUGCUGUGGAGGGUUGAGCAGCUGUGUGAGAAUCGACUGUAAACAAGAAUCCUCCUCCACCAGCUUUGAAGCUUAUAGUGCAGCCAGAACUGUUUCUGACCUCAUGAUGAACUGACUUAAAAAAUGGUGCUUCUUCAUGUAAUGUUUUUUUUUAAGAAAGAAGUUAAUGAUUCAAAAAAGGACCUGCAAAACACUGAGUUUUACUGAAAUCCCUUUUUUUCCGUUGCUUUCCAGUUGGGAUUAGGACAUAAAUACAAUCAGCUCUCAUUUAAACUACCUCUUCAUUAUUUCAUGAACCCAUAUUAACCUUAAACCUCCCACGUGCCCUUACUGACUCAGAAGUUUGGUGAACAAGUUUAUUGUUGUACAAUGACAAGCACGGAAGCUUGUUUCCACCAUAGGAUAAAAAAUACAAAAAGCUAUUUUUAUCUGACAAUGCAGACUUUUUUUUCUUGUGAUCGCAAGAUAUAAAAUCAGAAUUUCAAGAUAUAAACUAAAUUCACAAUUGCAGGGGGAAAAUAAUCUGAAUUGUCACUUAUUUUUAUUUUGUGGCAGAAACAAACAAAAAAAUAGCGAGGUCUAAACUGAGAAUUUCGAGAGAAGAAUUUGGAAUUGGAAUUGCAAAAAAGAACAUCAGAAUUUAGAUCAAUCAGAACAAUCAGAGAUUAUAUCUCGCAGUUCUGAGAAAAAAAUCUGUAUUGUGAGAUUAAGUCACAGUUACCAUAUUAUUUUUUAGUAUUCUGUCGCAAAAUAUUUUUUUUAUUCUGUACUAACUUUGUCAUGCUACAUUUGGCAUUAAUGGUUCAAAUCUAAAGUUAUUUGAAAGUAAUUUUAAACCAAAGUCAUUCAACCUUUUAAAAUAAUUUUUUUUUUAUUGAUGCCUUUUUUUAGCCCAAAGCUAGCACACCGUCUUUCAUUGUGUGUGUUAUUACGUGUGCAACAGAAGAUACGCUCCGGUCUUUUUUUGUCCUGUUGUUAAUCACACCUGCUUUCAUGUGACUCAAUUGUGUUACGUAUGAUAAAGUGCAGCUAAUGGCAUUGCGAUCCACAGUGCAUCUGUGUGCAUUUUUGCUGUUGUGUGUAUUAUUCCCAGCCUACAGCAGACAUCCGGCCUGAGGAGAUUUCAGUGAUCAGCCUUUAUACGGUUUAGGUAUAUUUGAAUUCUUCCUAGUAGAAAAAUCGAUGCGGUUAACAUUUGACUAGUUUUUAUUUGUUUUUCAUUCCUGAGUGAUUCUAAUUCUAAUGUUUAAGGCAGCAUUUUUUUUUUUACCUCUACCCCUUCAAAUCUGUGUAAAAUAAGGUGUAAAAUAUACAUAAUUGCCUGAAAUUAUUUAUAAGUAGAGGAUGUAAGCUAGAGGUGAUUCUGAGAGCGUCUCUGUAUUGUAAAUCUUGCUCUUUUGGUCUGUUUAACCACCGAUUUCAGUUUUUGAAACACUGUAAAGUAAGAUUUUUAUGAAUUACAUAGAGAGAAAAUUCUGCUCCUUGACAAUCAGAAUCACUCUUGAAUCAUCAUGAUGUAAUGCAGGGGUUUUUGAACUUUUUGGUCCAUGAAGAAUCUAGAAAAAAAAAACACUUUGCAACAUGUACUUUUUGAUGUGGUAACUUGCAAUUAAUAAAAUACGAUUUCAUGCAAUAAAUUUAUUGAAUUUGA